Molecule: messenger RNA, 845 nt
Organism: Dreissena polymorpha
Lineage: Eukaryota; Metazoa; Mollusca; Bivalvia; Myida; Dreissenidae
Product: microtubule-associated protein RP/EB family member 1-like
Exons: 5
Coding region: 225-830 (201 amino acids)
Biological process (GO): regulation of microtubule polymerization or depolymerization; protein localization to microtubule plus-end; spindle assembly
Cellular component (GO): cytoplasmic microtubule; microtubule organizing center; spindle midzone
Molecular function (GO): microtubule plus-end binding
Source: RefSeq, a predicted model, not a curated record
UAUUUUGUAUACUAUACAAAACAUUUAGAAAAUAAUUAGAAUAGCUGUUCUUAAAAAGACCAGUAGAAGAGUGUUAUAAAAAUCCGUUGAUUUUUUUUAGAUCAUUGAAUAAUAAUUUACUCCGAUCCGGAUGUCGUCACGUGACUAAUUCGAAAACAUUUUUCACAAAAAGUGCCGGAAAUUUUCACUCAUCUGCUAUUUUAGUGUACAGAACUAUAGACGCCAUGGCAGUUAACGUGUACAGUACGAGUUGUACACAGGAGAAUCUGAGUAGACACGACAUCAUCACAUGGGUCAACGACAGUCUCCAAACUAGUUAUAGUAAAAUUGAGGAAUUGUGUACAGGUGCAGCAUAUUGUCUUUUUAUGGAUAUGUUAUUUCCAGGAAGUAUUAUUAUGAAAAAGGUUAAAAUUUCAACCAAAUUGGAGCAUGAAUCGAUUCACAAUUUCAAGGUGCUUCAAGAGGCCUUCAAAAAAGCAGGAGUGGAUAAGAUAAUACCAGUAGAGCGGCUGGUGAAAGGUAAAUUUCAAGACAAUUUCGAGUUUGUCCAGUGGUUCAAGAAAUUCUUUGACGCCAACUAUCAAGGCCAGGAGUAUGAUGCAGUGGCCGCACGGGAGGGCCAACCGCUAGGUGGUUCUGGCAAGCCUGCAGGGCCCGGGGGUCUCAAACCCAAGAGCCAUGUUGCCAAGCCAGCUGCCCCAGCAGCGCCGGCCGCGGCGCAGAGAGGUGGGUCUUCUGGGCUUGCUGCACCCUCAGGUCUGAUUGAUUGUAGUUUGUUAUGGACUGUUUGGAGUUUUAUUAACAUCUUGUCUUUCUUGAUUAGCCUGUGAAUUAAAACUGGGUUU